CUAGCAAAGAACACUCAUCUGCUAGACAGACCGCUCGUCUGGCUGUUCUUCACCCAAGCAGCCGAUAUCAUCAUCACGACGACUACACGUUUCAGAGAGGUGUCUCUAAAGUCCACAGCCUGCACAAAGGUAUCAUAACUGGUCAAAAUGAAUCUUGAGGCGCCCAAAGCUGAGAUCAAGUCGGCCACCCGUGUCAGCGGAGGCCCCGCCACCCCACGCAAGGGACCACCCAAGUUCAAGCAGAGGCAGACCCGUCAGUUCAAGAGCAAGCCUCCGAAGAAGGGAAUCCAGGGUUUUGGUGACGAUAUCCCUGGAAUGGAGGGCUUAGGCACAGACAUCACUGUCAUUUGCCCCUGGGAGGCCUUCAAUCACCUGGAGCUGCAUGAGCUGGCCCAGUACGGGAUCAUCUGAGCCUUUCUGCAUCUCCCUGAAAUCCUCUGGGGAUUACAGGCCAUGUCCAUGCACUUCAAACCAUCUGCCUCAGGCUCCAUCUGCUAACCUUGAAUGGAACUAUUCCAAACAAAAUACCAUAAUGAACCGUAACAAACACAAAAAAUGGAAAAAGAGAAAAAUAUCUACUAAAAAAUACCUUUCUGUCAUCUUUCUCUGGAUUCUUCUUCUGAUUCUGCAGUUCACACACACAACAUCUGCUCAUGUUUAGGAUCUUUUUAUUUGAUUCUCACAUCUUCACUAGAUCUGCACUGUCACUCUCAACUAACAGCAGCCUUUUCUCUCCUUUUGCUCUUUUCUACUUUCCUCUUCUUUUCUAUUCUUCUCACGAACCAAAACACGAAACUUACGCAAGCAAGGCAGCCUCAAGUUGAGUUUAAGUGACAAACCCGUGAAGUGGGUGGGUUCCCGUUUCACGUGCUUCGGUGCCUCUUUCGCCCUCUCAGAGGCUUGUCCAUCAACGCCGAACAUAUAAAAUACAAAACCUGAGUUCUGUAGAGACCGGACACCAGCAUGCCGUUGCUGAGCGUAAUCUUUCUGUCAUCAGAUAUCCCUCUUUUCCCUCUGUUUUGACCAACCUCAAAUUUUCUUCACUCAUAACAUGAUAAAGUCUGAUGCACGUGGGGAAUAGUUCCAUCUUUGCAACAUACCAGUGUGUGAUUUGGCAGGGCAGUAGUUUGAAUCAUUUGCCCACACUGACAACUCAUCUUAGCUGAUCAUCCUGUAAGCUUGUGUUAACGUUAGUUUCAUAUUUCUUCUUUGUAAAUCUCCCGUGUAUAUGUGAAAAAAAAAUGUAUGUUUAUUUCUCAUACUUUCACACGAACUUUGUGUUUAUAUUUGUGUUUUUAAGCUCGUUUUUUUUAGCUCUCUUUUGUUGUUAUCUUGUAGAUUAGAAUGUUUUACAUUUUUCCUCAUUGUCCUUCAUCUUUCAUCCAUCAUUACCCUUAUAUGUGUUUGAUUCCAUCAUUUUUUAAUCUCCAUUCUCCUCUUCAUCUUCAUUGAAAUGUCAUUCUGUUCAUGUUUAGACAGUUUAUAAAGUAUCGAACUCCUCAGUCAAACUUGUACUAAUGUGUUGUACACAUAAGAUCAAUGCAUGCACGCCUUUAGGUGCAUUUAGCUUUUCAACAUGUAAUGGAGUUUCUGUAGUCCUGAUUAUUUCAGCAGCAACAUUCUUCUAAUCAACAAGAUAAUAACAAAGAACUUGGUAACUUUUCCCUGGUGAUAUAAAGCCGGUGAUGGAAGAGUUGGUGGACUUUUCUUCAAAUUAUGUUUACAAUCGUGCACUGAGGGAUGGCAGAGGGAUGAGUGGGAUGGAUGUUUCAGUACACAAACAGGUGUGACGAGAUGUGUAAUGGGGCGUUGACCUCUC
Micropterus salmoides (largemouth bass) is the source of this 1819-nucleotide messenger RNA. It is a transcript of the gene pde6gb, whose product is annotated as phosphodiesterase 6G, cGMP-specific, rod, gamma, paralog b. NCBI's taxonomy places the organism in Eukaryota, Metazoa, Chordata, Actinopteri, Centrarchiformes, Centrarchidae. Bases 148 to 411 code for a protein of 87 amino acids. Gene Ontology annotation, molecular function: 3',5'-cyclic-nucleotide phosphodiesterase activity; cGMP binding. The record is from RefSeq and is a predicted model, not a curated record. Gene Ontology annotation, cellular component: photoreceptor outer segment membrane. Gene Ontology annotation, biological process: positive regulation of G protein-coupled receptor signaling pathway; visual perception; positive regulation of epidermal growth factor receptor signaling pathway. The transcript has 4 exons.